ACUAAAGACGAAAAACAGAAACCAACCGUCCACAAAUUUCCAGGUAAUUUACAACGAAAGAAAUACACUUCUUUCCCAAAAAGGGUAAAAACACACACGGAAUCUAAACAGGUUCACUCAGAUUCAAGAGCUAUUCAUGUUCACUUCCUUCACGUCUUCAAAUUCAUCACAUAAAGAGUACUACUAUCCCUCAAUUCAAAUCUCCGUUUUCAAUUCCAUCCGAUUUUGAUUCUGAGCGCCAACAAAAAAUGAGUAAUCUGAAAACAAUUUGUAGACCGCACACGGUGUUCUCGUCGAUAGCGUGGUGUUGUUGCAAGGAUGGAGCUCGCUCUCGAUUGCGUUCUACUACUGCUGUUAGGGUUUCAACCUUGUACCCUAAUACCAAUCCCCGCAUGUCCUCUUUUUUCGAUUCCUCUGAAUUGCCCACCCAAGUGCCCUGGACCUCCAGAGUGAAUCAGAGGAGGACCAUGGUUAAGGCGUCGAAUUGGACCGAAGCCAAAUCUCCGUAUGAAACUCUGGAGUUGGAAAAGAAUGCCGAUGAAGAGAAAAUAAAGGUUGCCUAUAGACGUUUGGCCAAGUUCUAUCAUCCAGAUGUGUAUGAUGGUAAGGGGACCCUUGAGGAAGGGGAAACAGCUGAAGCUCGAUUCAUCAAGAUUCAAGCUGCUUAUGAGCUGCUUAUGGAUAAGGAGAAGCGAAGGAAUUAUGAUACCGAUAAUCGGGUCAACCCUAUGAAGGCCUCUCAAGCAUGGAUGGAGUGGCUUAUGAAAAAGCGAAAAGCUUUUGACCAGCGAGGUGAUAUGGCUGUUGCAGCUUGGGCUGAGCAACAGCAGCGUGAGAUGAAUCUCCGUGUGCGCCGACUUUCCCGUUCGAAGAUGGAUCCUGACGAAGAAAGGAGGCUUCUGGCAAAAGAAAGGAAGGCAGCAGUUGAGAAUUUCAACAGUACCAUCAGGCGGCAUUCGCUUGUACUAAGGAAAAGGGAUUUGAAUAGAAAGAAAGCAGAAGAAGAUAAGAGAAAGGUUAUUGGUCAGCUUUUAGCUGCAGAGGGUCUUGAGCUUGCAUCUGAUGAUGAUGAGGAAGUGUAGACAAAAUAUAUUUUAGUUGUCUUCUUUUCUGAUUUGUAUCAUACUUUCUUCUAUCUUUUUAAAAAUGCUGUAAAUAUGAUUGCUUACAGAUUACAAUAGAAAUGCAGUCAUCCUGUAUACACGGUGAAA
Messenger RNA from Rhododendron vialii, 1211 nucleotides. RefSeq lists its product as uncharacterized. The record is from RefSeq and is a predicted model, not a curated record. Lineage: Eukaryota; Viridiplantae; Streptophyta; Magnoliopsida; Ericales; Ericaceae. The coding region runs from base 249 to 1082 and encodes 277 amino acids. The transcript has 5 exons.